Owenia fusiformis is the source of this 1114-nucleotide messenger RNA. NCBI's taxonomy places the organism in Eukaryota, Metazoa, Annelida, Polychaeta, Sabellida, Oweniidae. The record is from the annotation of a GenBank genome assembly.
CUUUAUCCUCGUGGUAUUCCAAAAAGGAAACAUAUCUGGCCGGACAACCAAGAUCCUGAUACAGUUCUUGGCAAUAGCAGACUGUACAUGCUUAAUAAGCUUUUUUGUUACAUCAACAUUGCGUGCGAUUUCAUCUUAUACGAAUUGGUUUGAUCCAUAUAUGGGAAUGUAUGCCAUUGCGUAUCGUUACACCUGGACACUUUAUGAUACAACACGUUUGUGGUCAACUUUAUGUGUAUUAGCCAUCACGGUAGAAAGAUAUGUCGCAACAUGUUACCCUUUCAAAGUAAAAGGCAUGUUUACACCUCUUAGAGUGAAAAUUGCAUCUGUCGCGAUUUUGAUAUUUGUCAUUGGUUUCAACCUGCCAAAAUUGUUUGACAGCCGACCAGUCCGCUUUGACUUAUGCACCAAUAGUUGGGUUAUAUAUGGUGGCUAUGGUGUUUAUAUGCAGAUCAAUGGUUUUGCAUAUGCGAUGAUUUAUCUCACACUUGCUUACUAUGCGAUCAACUGUGUUGUCCCCUUGCUAUGUCUGAUAAUUAUGAACGCACGUAUUGUCUUCACUAUCAGGAAAUCUAUUGGUGGGGGUGGGCUUUCACUGGGUAAAAGUGACGACAUCAAAGCUCGAGAAAAAUCCAAAGAACGCACCACAACAAUCAUGUUUUCUGUCGUUGUUGUUGUAUUCAUAAUCUGUCAAACAUGGCCAUUUGGAAUAAGUGUCACAUACAUGUUAGAUUCAUGGGGGGUCCCAGGGCCAAAUUAUGGCUCAAGGACAUACUUGUACGUCAUUGGUUCACUCCUCCUAACAAUUAAUUCUUCAGUCAAUUUCCUGAUCUAUCUUAUAUUUUCGCAACGGUUUAGGGAGACACUUGUACAACUGAUUUGUUGUGGGUUUCUGAGGGGAAAAGGUUCUGAAACGAGCACAGAAAUGACUCAAAGUUCUCAACUUGAUUGAGAGCACUACAAAUAUGUUUUACACUCUUCGAUAUCUGAAAAACCAAUCUGGCAAUAUUGUUCAAACAAAAAAUCAGAACUUCUUUCUUUCCAUUUGGACUUUUACAUGUCUAUGUGAAAUUAUAAUAAAAUAAUUAUAAUUGAUCAAUGUGAAUACAUGUGC